AUGGCAACGCGUUUUUUUCUUGGUUAUUGGAAGAGAGGAAAACUCCUGUGGAAGUUUCUCAUCUUUAUUUGUCUUUUUUCGCCGCUGUAUUUAUGGAUUCAAUUGCAGAGUGUUGUGGACACAAGUUUAAAGGGAUUGUCCGAAGAAAGACAAGUUCGAAAUGAACCUAUGCUUAAAGAUGAGUUAACUAAUGGGGAAACCGAAAUUGAAGUAAUCCGUUCACACAAAGCAGUAAUAGACAAUCCAGUGAAAGAUAUUCUUCAGAAUGUUUCCAAUAAUGUUAUUCACAAAAGAACUACUUUAAGGAUAUCAGAAGUAAAGAAACAAAGCAAUGUCGACUUACCUGUACAUACAACUCAAAGAAAACCUAUUAGAUUUGAUAACAUUGAAGCGUUUAAUUUAGGUUGCUAUAGCGAUGUAGUUGACAAGCGUGCCUUAAGGGAUUCUUUUAGUUCGGACUCAAGGAGGAUGACCAUUCCACGUUGUCUGCGGCAAUGCUAUACUAACAUCAACAUCAUCGCCUGGCUUAGCAGACGACUUUAUGAUAUGCAUGACAAGACCAACCGGAGAGUUUUUCCUACGAGAUGAGCAAACGAUGGAAAACAAUGAGAUGACAGUCCAGAUAUGCAAAGAUUUCUGUACAGAAAAGGGGCGACCGAUUGCUGCAGUUUCCCGGGGAAUUGAAUGUCACUGUGGGUAUCUCAGUGAAUCGGUGAACUUAAGUGACGGGAAAGUAAAACCUCAAUUGUGCGACACACCUUGUCCUGGUAAAGUUGACCAGUUUUGCGGUGGUCAAGAUACACUGUCAAUUUACCAGACGGAAUCAAGGGAUACCAGUUGCGACACAAUGUCACUACGUCCACCUGGAUCAAUGCCCUUAAUUUCAUUGGCUAGUUUUCCUGGUUCAGGAAACACAUGGGUUCGUUACCUUAUAGAAAGGGUCACUGGUAUAUACACCGGUAGCUAUUAUAACGAUGGUGAACUCUCUAAAAAAGGGUUUUUAGGUGAGCGAGAGCCUUAUAAGAAAGGAAAUACAGUGGUGGUGAAAACUCACCGAUUCGAUGAGGAACAUAUACGAGAGUUUGAUGGCGGAAUCGUCAUCAUUCGUAAUCCAUAUGACGCCAUGUUAUCUGAGCAUAAUAGAAAAUUUGGUGGUCAUACUGGGCACGCAAAUCCAAUGCAGUACAAACAGGGCACGGAAUGGACGGAUUUUGUUUUAGGUAAAUCCCGAACGUGGACGAAUACUGCCCUUAAUUGGCUGCUACAUCAGCCGAACAUACAUGUUGUACAUUACGAACAUUUGAAGACUGAUAUUUAUGGUGAAUUAAAGAAGAUUGUGCAAUUUCUCAAGCUACCUGUAAAUGAAAGUCGAUUAUUGUGUGUUGCAAGCGAUCCAGUCGGUAAAUUUAAAAGACCACCAGCACCAAAGGGUAAACAAUUAGAUUUUGAUCCAUUUACAGAGGACAUGAGAGAAAUGGUCAGUUUAUACAUCAAAUCGGUUGCUAUGGCGUUGGAUGCGAGAAAUCAAGAACCAUUACCAGAUCAGUACAACCCAAAAUUAACAUUCAAAAACGACGUUUAAUGAGAAAUAUAAACAUCUUAUUAUUAUAUUUUGUCGCUCAGGGGGAAAGUAGAGAUAGGUUUUAUCUGAUUGCUGCAUUCUUCCAAUAAAUAGAAAGUUGUCUACUGAGGUGAUAUUUAGAGAGUACGGUGGAGAUGGAUUUUGGUAGAUUUCGCUUACUGUUGCAACUAUUUUACACGGGUUUACGGUACGUUGUAUUGCAGAGGAUGCUACACACACUUGCGCUAUGUUGUAGAGGAUGCUACACGCACUUGCGCUGUUUUGAUCCUGAAAACGUUCCGUUAUUUAGUGGCUUGCCUUGACGCAUGCAACAUAAAUUGUUGCUACUUGUCCAUAAAUUUUCUAUGCAUACAACUUUAGAUAGUGAGUUAGCACGUAGGUAUUAGCUAACAGAGCUAACAGAAAAGUUUUGUAGGUAAAAGUGGUUAGCUAAUGUAAACUUUUCACCAGCUGGUACAAAGACUGGGCACAGGAUGCUCCUUGGGAAUAUAAGGGUCGUGUUAGCUGAUAAGUUCCGGUAGUCAGGGUGGAGCAGGUUGGUGGGUGAAAUUUUGUGUAAUGGUGGUUGGUUUGGAGAUCAUUGUGAUACAAUGGUCUAUAAACUGGGGACAUGCACAGGAGUCGAAAGGUGGGUGGUAUAUGAAUUAGUGGUGGGGUGACCUAGAUUCUGAAGGGCUUUCUUGAUAUAACAUUCUGCAUUAAAGGCACUAUUUAUGGUCCUAGUGGAUGAAGUAAUUUUUUUUCAAAUGUCAUAGGCAUGUCACGUUGGACAGAACUAUAUUAUUUACCUUUUGUUACUUAUCAUUUUAGUAAUUACAGUACAGGUAUAAUCAAUAAUUUUUAUUUAUGUUUAAAAAUGAUUGUUUUAAUUGAUGAAUAUUGUUUUAUAAAUGGAUUAUAUUUAAAAUAAAUAAUGGUGUAAUUUAUCAGACGAUUUAUAUAAUAUUUUAUUAAUUUACAGCAAGUGUCAUGUUUUAUUUAUUUCCCUAUGGAAUUACUAUAAUAGGUUUACCAUUUUGAGUUUUAAGACGUUGGGAGUUGAAGACGCAGACAGUUUAAACUUCUUCCAGAUUUUUUUUAAUGAAUAUUUGCCUUUUUCUUUGAAAUUAUUUGCUGAAAUUUAUACAUAGGAUAAGUGAAUAGUAGUGAAGACAAACUUUGAUUGGAUUGUGGUUUCGUCACGCGUUCGUAACUAUAACAACAUGUACA
Anneissia japonica is the source of this 2791-nucleotide messenger RNA. RefSeq names its product WSC domain-containing protein 2-like. The record is from RefSeq and is a predicted model, not a curated record. Lineage: Eukaryota; Metazoa; Echinodermata; Crinoidea; Comatulida; Comatulidae. Gene Ontology annotation, molecular function: sulfotransferase activity.